Messenger RNA from Trematomus bernacchii (emerald rockcod), 1133 nucleotides. It is a transcript of the gene hoxd9a, whose product is annotated as homeobox D9a. Gene Ontology annotation, biological process: regulation of transcription by RNA polymerase II; anterior/posterior pattern specification; proximal/distal pattern formation. Gene Ontology annotation, molecular function: DNA-binding transcription factor activity, RNA polymerase II-specific; RNA polymerase II cis-regulatory region sequence-specific DNA binding. The record is from RefSeq and is a predicted model, not a curated record. NCBI's taxonomy places the organism in Eukaryota, Metazoa, Chordata, Actinopteri, Perciformes, Nototheniidae. Gene Ontology annotation, cellular component: nucleus.
AUGAGUAGGAAGAGAUCAAAAAUGUCUUCCAGUGGCACUCUCAGUAACUGCUAUGUGGACGCUAUCAUGGGGCAGGAACCGGAGGAUGUGUACGGUGCUCGUUUUCUUCAAGCUCCGCACACGGUGACCCCGAGGCCGCCAGGUGCCGGGGACAACGCAGACUUUUCCUCAUGCAAUUUUGCGCCAAAGUCCGCCGUUUUUUCGUCGUCUUGGUCCUCGGUUCACCCGCAGGGGAUUUAUCAUCCGUACGUACACCAUCACCACCACCACCAGUCCCAUCUGCCCGCUUCGGACGGUAGAUAUGUCGGCGUCCGCUCCUGGAUGGACCCCAUCUCCAACCACGUUUCGUUCAGCGGAUUUCACCCCAGCAGUCGGCCGUACGGGACAAAGCCGGAGGUCUUGCCACCGAAAGCUACGGAGAACGACUCUUUAGAGGCAGAGGCUCGGCCGGUCGGCGGGGAUUUCGCGUGUGGAGUAUCAGAGUGUCCAGAAAAGGCGACCAAAGAGCAAAGUGGAAGUGAGCUUUCGAGCCACAGCGAGCCCAAAGAAGAGAAACAACAACAACUUGACCAAAGCAACCCUUCAGUAAACUGGAUUCACGCACGCUCCACGAGAAAGAAGCGAUGCCCGUACACAAAAUAUCAGACUUUAGAGCUGGAGAAAGAGUUCCUGUUCAACAUGUAUUUGACAAGAGACCGACGCUUUGAAGUGGCCCGCAUUCUGACUUUAACCGAGAGACAAGUGAAGAUCUGGUUCCAGAACAGGAGGAUGAAAAUGAAGAAGAUGAACAGAGAGAGGAACGGCAAGGAUCUGCUCUAAAAUCACAGCCAUUUGACACAUUUGUACCAAGGAAGCCAUCUGAACAAUUAUAUUCAUUUUGGUUAGGAUCCCCGGUAGCCAUUUUCAUUUUUAGAUCCUCUAGGUGUAGUGUAAUAUUGCGUGUUCGUGUCCUAACGUGUUGGCCAAAUAUACAAAACAAUCACAUGUGCAGGAGAGUUUUGGUGAGAUUCAGAGUACCCUUCAAAUACUGUUUCUUGUGAUAUUUUCUGUUUUACACACAACCGCAAGCAGUUUGUCAGAUUUAGGAAACUAUGUGUAGCCUCUUGCUUUUGUUAAGAAUUUGGAGUUGUAUA